Messenger RNA from Synchytrium microbalum, 1038 nucleotides. RefSeq names its product ribose-phosphate diphosphokinase. Gene Ontology annotation, cellular component: cytoplasm; ribose phosphate diphosphokinase complex. Gene Ontology annotation, biological process: purine nucleotide biosynthetic process; ribonucleoside monophosphate biosynthetic process; 5-phosphoribose 1-diphosphate biosynthetic process. The record is from RefSeq and is a predicted model, not a curated record. Gene Ontology annotation, molecular function: magnesium ion binding; ribose phosphate diphosphokinase activity. The transcript has 5 exons. The coding region runs from base 1 to 1038 and encodes 345 amino acids. Lineage: Eukaryota; Fungi; Chytridiomycota; Chytridiomycetes; Synchytriales; Synchytriaceae.
AUGGCAUCGAAUGUGACUCAGAACAGCAUAAAGCUGUUUGCAGGGAACUCACAUCCUGAUCUGGCCCGCCUUAUAGCAAAGCGAUUAGGACUCGAAUUGGCUAAAUGUGUGGUCCUCAAGUACUCGAAUCAAGAAACUUCUGUUACUAUUGGAGAAUCUGUUCGUGAUGAAGAUGUCUACAUCAUUCAGUCAGGCUGCGACGAAAUCAACGACCACCUAAUGGAACUUCUCAUAAUGAUCAACGCAUGUCGCUCAGCUUCCGCCCGCAGAGUAACAGCAGUCAUACCCGCAUUCCCAUACGCACGUGCUGAUAAAAAAGACAAGUCGCGAGCACCCAUCACUGCCAAGCUCGUCGCAAAUAUGUUGACCAUCGCUGGAUGCAACCAUGUCAUCACAAUGGAUUUGCAUGCGUCUCAGAUUCAGGGAUUCUUCAACAUUCCUGUGGACAACUUGUAUGGUGAACCCAGCAUGUUGAAAUAUAUCAAAGAGCAUAUCAAUGGAUGGCAGACGGCUGUUAUUGUGUCGCCGGAUGCGGGGGGUGCAAAGAGGGCAACAUCCAUUGCAGACAAACUCGAUAUCGAUUUCGCAUUGAUUCACAAGGAACGUAAAAAGGCCAAUGAAGUAUCGCGAAUGACUCUUGUCGGUGAAGUUCGUGGUCGAGUGUGUAUCCUCGUAGAUGACAUGGCAGAUACUUGUGGGACAUUGGGCCUCGCUGCAAAAGUAUUGAUGGAUGGUGGUGCUGUCAAACCGCCAAAAAGACCACUGAGGAUUCUGAUGAACCCAUCAUUUGUUUCAUCGACUCACAUCCCUCCUACUCCUCCUCUGAAUCGUAUAGUACUAUCAGGAAAAGCAGUCAACAUCAUCAACGACUCGGUACUAGCCGGUGUCGUGGUGACAAACACAAUCCCGCACGAGUACAAGAAACUGUUAUGUCCGAAAUUGGAUACCAUUGAUGUAUCUGCUACUUUUGCUGAAGCAAUCAGAAGAACUCACAAUGGAGAGAGUGUCUCCUUCCUGUUUGCUUAUGCUCCAUCAUAA